CGCAGGUAACGUUAAGAGAGAGAUGACAAGAGGCGGCGUGUAAACACAGGGGUGUUGGGGGGGGGGGCGAACAUGGCGUCCAACAAGAAGACUGGUGGAAGUAACAGAUUUGAGCAAAGUGUGAAAGGGAGACGCUCGUCUAAACACAAAGAGGCUCCAGUGGUGAUGGACACCAAGGCCGUGUUUGCGGCCCUGUACGGCGUGUGUGAAGAGAACGCCGCCUUCUUCUCCGGAGGCUCCAAGGGGUCGCCGGGGGACGCGGCCCAGCGGCUCGUGGACACCAUGGUCCUCAUCCAGGGGCACGCUCACAACCUGGAGCCCGUCGUCUCCGGCUUCGCUGCCGUUUACCACCAUUUUGACUUUGACCCCCACAUACCGGCCAACGGCUACCGCUCGCUGGUCAAGGUUGUGCGCUGCUGCAUUCUCCACAUCAUCCAGAAGGGGCGCUACAUCACCGCCAACCGCCGCAGCAUCUUCUUCCGAGUGGCUCACAACGCGAGGGAGAUGGAGGCCUACUGCAACGCUCUGUGCCAGCUGCGCGCGCUGCUCUACCUGGCGCAGCGCAUGCUCCACGACAACAGCCACGGAAACCUCUUUUUCCACGAUGAAAGCGGCCUCAGCGAGAGCUUCGUCCGCGAGUACUCGUCCAUGCACAAGGGGUGCUUCUACGGGCGCUGCCUGGGCUUUCAGUUCAGUCCAGCCAUCCGGCCGUGUCUCCAGACCCUCGCCAUUGGCCUCGUGGCCUUCGGAGAAAACUACAAACGCCAUCAGUCCGGAAUAGGUGUCGCAGCCAGCUCCAUCUUCACCUCAGGGAAGUACGUCAUCGACCCAGAGUUGAGGGGGGCUGAAUUUGAACGCAUUACCCAGAACCUGGACGUCCAUUUCUGGAAGAGCUUCUGGAACAUCACUGAGACCGAAGUCCUGUCGGGUCUUGCCAGUAUGACAUCCACGCAGGUCAAGGUGAACCGGGCUCUCUCUGUGCCCCCCCUGUCCUUUGACCUCCCCCUGAUGGCCGACCCCACAGCAUCUGUAACCAUCGCUCCCCCGUCCGCACACAUCGGCCCUGCUCCGGUCCAGAUGAGGCUCAUCUCGUAUGACCUGCGUGAAGGACAGGACAGUGAGGCUCUGCUAUCUCUCGCUCGCUCUGAAGGGGGCGCCAUCUCUCUGUCGCUGGGGCUGAAGACGAAGCGCCUCCCCCCCUCCCCCUGCCUCCUGGUGCACUUCCACGGGGGAGGGUUUGUGGCCCAGACCUCCAAGUCACACGAGCCCUAUCUGAAGAGCUGGUCCCAGGACCUUAGUGUCCCCAUACUGUCAGUGGACUACUCUCUGGCCCCCGAGGCCCCGUUCCCAAGGGCCCUGGAGGAGUGUUUCUACGCCUACUGCUGGGCCCUGAGGAACCACCACCUGCUGGGUUGGACCGGAGAAAAAGUGUGUCUGGCCGGUGACAGCGCGGGGGGCAACUUGUGUGUGACGACGACGAUGCGAGCUGCUGCCUUCGGUGUGCGGAUGCCAGAUGGCAUCGUCGCAGUCUACCCGGCGACCCUCCUGACGGCCUACGCCUCGCCCUCCCGUCUGCUCACGCUUAUGGACCCCCUGCUGCCGCUCAGCGUGCUCUCCAGGUGCCUCAGCGCCUACGCAGGCAGCGAGCCGCAGGCGGAGGCGCAGGUGGAGAAAGCGAGCGCGCUGAGCCUGGUGAGGAGAGAUACGGCCCUGCUGCUCCGAGAUAUGCGACAGGGCGCCUCCGACUGGAUCCGCUCGCUGCUGGACUCGAACAGAGCCGCGCCCCCCCCCGCCGGCGCCGCUGAAGACGAGCCGCCGGGAGCCACCGACACAGUGAGGAAGAGCAUUUCCGAGGCGUGCUUCUCUUCUCCUCACGCCGACCCCCCCGUCGCCUCAGAGUCCCCCUCCAGGAAAUUAUCUUCGAGGAGCCAGACCUGCCAGGACCUGGGAUCCAACAACCACUCCACUUCCCACUGUGCACCGCUGCUCGCUGAACGCGUGCCAGAAGAGGUGAAUUUUUUCUUCUCCAAGGAUCCAGAGCCCCCCCUGUCCAGGGACCUGUUUUCAGUGGCCAUACCGCCCCCUGCUGGACAGGAGGGAUCGGAGCUGGAGCACCCCAGGGAGUUCCCCCUGGGGUUCGAGCCGCUGCGCUCGGAGCAGCUGUCCGAGAUGACGAUGCAGAGCUCUCCGGUUGUCAAGGACCCGUUCUGCUCCCCCCUGCUGGCCCCCGACAGCAUGCUGAGAGGGCUGCCGCCUGUUCACUUGGUGGCCUGCGCGCUGGACCCCAUGCUGGACGACUCCGUGAUGUUCGCCAAGCGCCUGAGGAGCGUGGACCAGCCGGUCACGCUGUGCGUGGUGGACGACCUCCCCCACGGCUUCCUCAGCCUGUCGCAGGUCUGCCGGGAGACCAAGGAGGCCGCCGACGUCUGCGUGGAGCGGAUUCGCGCCGUCUUCACCCGGGAGGACGCGCCCCCGGAGCCGCGCAAGCACCGCAAGCUGGAGCGGACCGACAGGGGCGCCUCCCCCGCUGAGGGAGGGGGGCCUGCCGUGGGGAACUCUGACGGGGAGGGCGGCGCUGCCCGGGCCGCGCCCAACGACGCGGACGCCGUUGGUGUCGUGCCGUAAAUGUGGUCCGGCAAUAGAACCCCGGUGGACUCUGAGUGAAGGGAGGAAGUAAGCGGAAGUAGGGAGGGGGUGAGACUGGGAGGGAGGGGGUG
This is a messenger RNA of Pungitius pungitius (ninespine stickleback), 2717 nucleotides long. RefSeq names its product lipase, hormone-sensitive b (gene lipeb). Gene Ontology annotation, biological process: triglyceride catabolic process; cholesterol metabolic process. Bases 73 to 2625 code for a protein of 850 amino acids. The transcript has 13 exons. Gene Ontology annotation, molecular function: triacylglycerol lipase activity; sterol ester esterase activity. Gene Ontology annotation, cellular component: cytosol. Lineage: Eukaryota; Metazoa; Chordata; Actinopteri; Perciformes; Gasterosteidae. The record is from RefSeq and is a predicted model, not a curated record.